GCUGACCAGCCCAUCAGCGAGUGUAAUUUUUUUUGCCCUUAUCAGUUUUACCGCCUUUUCACACGGGUUUUGCCCUGGUAUCUCUUCUUAUUCUGCUUCAACAUGUCUCCAAGCACAACCAACCUCUACGUCAGUUCACACCCUAUCAUAGCCACCAAGUUGACUAUUUUGAGGGAUAAGAACAGCUCCCCCAAGCUCGUGCGUGACACUAUGCGUGAUCUAACUGUCCUGUUAGGAUAUGAAGUUACAAAGGACCUAGAGCUACAAAAGGGCGAGACGAUGGAGAGUCCUUUAGAAUCGUUUCAGGGAGACGUUUUGAAAGAGAAUAUCGCUAUCGUACCAAUAUUGCGCUCUGGCCUUGGGUUCGUGGACGGUAUGCUGAACCUUAUUCCCGAGGCACAUGUGUUGCAUCUAGGUCUAUUCCGAGAGAAGAUGAGCUUGCAACCGGUGGAGUACUAUAACAAGCUUCCAAGCUCACCCAAUGUGGACUCCUGCAUUGUGCUUGACCCAAUGAUAGCUACCGGCAAUACGGCCAUUGCAGCAGUUCAUAUUUUGAAGGAAUGGGGUAUUCCUGGUGAAAAGAUUCGAUUCAUGGGUUUGGUUGCCUCUAAACAGGGAGUAGAAAACCUACAAGAAGCCCAUCCAGAUAUCACUCUAUACUUGGCAGCCGUAGACGAAGUACUGGACUCUCAUGGUUAUAUUCGUCCCGGUAUUGGUGACUCUGGUGACCGAUUGUGGAAUACUCAUGUUUGAGUCCUUUGAUACCAUGAUACAUGACACGGGGCUGUCCAUGUGGUCUGUCGCAGUGUCUCACUUGUUUUGACAGGUCAUUAUGUUUAUAAUAGAGGAAGUUGGUUUUUAAAUAAUAAAAAAUCGAAAGGAACGGAAUCUGGCAUUAUGGAGUUUGCUGAAAUAUUAUUU
Umbelopsis ramanniana AG is the source of this 921-nucleotide messenger RNA. RefSeq lists its product as uncharacterized. Gene Ontology annotation, molecular function: uracil phosphoribosyltransferase activity. The record is from RefSeq and is a predicted model, not a curated record. Lineage: Eukaryota; Fungi; Mucoromycota; Umbelopsidomycetes; Umbelopsidales; Umbelopsidaceae. Bases 103 to 753 code for a protein of 216 amino acids. The transcript is spliced from 8 exons. Gene Ontology annotation, biological process: uracil salvage.